Phalaenopsis equestris is the source of this 2666-nucleotide messenger RNA. RefSeq names its product endo-1,4-beta-xylanase A-like. Gene Ontology annotation, biological process: carbohydrate metabolic process. Gene Ontology annotation, molecular function: hydrolase activity, hydrolyzing O-glycosyl compounds. The transcript is spliced from 6 exons. NCBI's taxonomy places the organism in Eukaryota, Viridiplantae, Streptophyta, Magnoliopsida, Asparagales, Orchidaceae. The coding region runs from base 334 to 2577 and encodes 747 amino acids. The record is from RefSeq and is a predicted model, not a curated record.
UCAACCACCGCAAGAAAAGCUUCUUCUUGGACCGUCAGCCAUAAAUUCAUAUGGUUUUAAUGAAAAUUAAGACAUAAGAAAUCUGUCAUUCUGACACCUCCUUUUUAUUUAUUUUGCUUGCAAUUCUGGUUAAGCCUUGGGCAGCUGGUGCCCCUCAUUUUUUUUCCCACAUCUCUAUAAAGUCACCAAAAGGAGAUAGAGACUGCAAACCUAUUGUGUAUAUAAAAGAGUUAAUGUGUCUGCUUUGUGCUAAAGAAAUUGGAAUCAAGAUCAAGUUAGAUAUAUAUCAGUUUGAGGAAGUUGGACAUUCAACUACAGUGGGGCGGCUGGGAUAUGGCUUAUUCCGAGGAGAAUACCAAAACAAAAGUUGGUGAAGACGACCAAAACAUAAUCCUCAACCCAGAAUUCGAUGAAGGCCUGAAUAAUUGGUCUGCAAGAGGAUGUAAGAUUCUUCUGCACGACUCCAUGGGAGAUGGAAAGGUGCGUCCUCUGACUGGAAAAUUCUUUGCUUCUGCAACUGAGCGCACAGAAAACUGGAAUGGGAUUCAGCAAGAGAUAACAGGCAGAGUGAAGAGAAAGCUAGCUUAUGAGGUCACUGCAGUUGUUAGGUUAUUUGGCAAUUCUAAUCCAUUUGAUGUGCGAGUUUCGUUAUGGGUGCAAACACAGAGUGGACGUGAACAAUACAUUGGUAUUUCUAAUGUGCAGACGACAGACACAGAUUGGGCGCAGUUGAAAGGGAAAUUUCUGAUUAGUAGUGUUAUUUCGAGGGCGGUAAUAUAUCUUGAAGGCCCACCGCCGGGAACUGAUGUCCUUUUGAACAGUUUUGUGGUUAAACGUGCAGAGAAGCUGCCACCUUCUCCUCCUCCUGAUACUACGGGUGUCUUGUAUGGAGUAAAUAUAAUCACCAAUAGCAAUCUCAACGAUAGCUUAAAUUGUUGGUUUCCUCUUGGUCCAUGUACUUUGGCCAUCGCCAAUGGAGCACCUCUUCUUCUACCACCAAUGGCAAAGGAAUCAUUAGGAAGCUAUGAACAAUUAAAUGGUAACUAUAUUCUUGCCACUAAUCGUUCCCAAACUUGGAUGGGGCCAGCUCAGAAUAUCACCAAUAGCCUGAAGAUCCAAGUGACAUAUCAAGUAUCAGCCUGGGUUAGAAUUGGUUCAAAUAAAAGUGGCCCACAAAAUAUCAAUGUUGCUCUUGGUGUUGAUAGUGAAUGGGUGAAUGGUGGCCAAGUGGAAGCUGUUGACGAUAGAUGGUAUGAAAUCGGUGGAUCAUUCAGAAUGGAGAAGUUAAAAUCUAGAGUUAUUGUGUAUGUUCAAGGUCCUUCUCCAGGUAUUGAUUUGAUGGUUGCAGGUUUACAAAUUUUUCCAAUUGACAGGACAUUAAGAUUCAAACAUCUAAAUAAUCAAAUUAACCAGGUGAGAAAGCGAGACAUUAUUCUGAAAAUUUCUAGAGCAGAUGCCAAGGACAUCCCGGAAACAAUCAUAACAGUUAAACAGAUAAAGAACAGUUUCCCAAUUGGGUCAUGUAUCAGUAGAAUGGACAUUGAUAAUGAGGACAUUGUCAACUUCUUUUUGAAUAAUUUCAACUGGGGAGUUUUUGGUAAUGAACUCAAGUGGUACUGGACAGAGCCACAACAGGGAAAUUUAAACUACACCGAUGCUGAUGAUCUUUUGGAUUUUUGCAACAAAAAUGGAAUUGAUGUUAGAGGCCACUGCAUCUUCUGGGAAGUUGACUCUGCUGUGCAGCCAUGGGUGAAAGCUCUAAGCACAAAUGACCUGAAAGUUGCAGUUGAAAAUCGCAUAACCGGUCUCAUGUCGAGGUACAAAGGAAAGUUCAAACACUAUGAUGUUAACAAUGAAAUGCUUCAUGGUUCUUUCUAUCAGGACAAAUUAGGAAAAGGUAUAAGAGCAAAUAUGUUCAAGAGUGCCAGUCAGUUGGAUGCCACUCCUAUAUUAUUUGUAAAUGAUUAUCACAUUGAGGAUGCAACUGAUGCUCGAGCAUUUCCUGAGAAGUAUAUUCAACAAAUUCUUGAUUUACAGGAGCAAGGAGCAACUAUUACAGGUGUAGGUGUACAAGGACAUAUUGAUAAUCCAGUAGGGCCAAUAGUGAGUCAAGCAUUAGAUAAACUAGGAGUUCUUGGCCUUCCAAUCUGGUUUACUGAGCUUGAUGUUUCAGCAGAAAAUGAGUAUGUUCGAGCCGAAGAUUUGGAAGUGAUGCUCAGAGAAGCAUAUGCUCAUCCAGCCAUUGAGGGAGUUAUGCUUUGGGGUUUCUGGGAAUUGUUCAUGAGUAGAGAGAAUGCACAAUUGGUUAAUGCUGAAGGUGAUAUAAAUGAAGCAGGAAAGAGGCUUCUUGCUUUGAAGGAAGAAUGGCUUUCCUAUGCUCAUGGAAAAAUUGAUGAUCAAGGGGAGUUUAAAUUCAGAGGAUUUCAUGGCACUUAUAGUGUAGAUGUUUUUGCUUUUGGGAAGAAGUUCUCUCAAACAUUCAGUGUUGAUAAAGGAGAUUUUCCUUUGGUAGUGAACGUCAACUUGCAGAGUGAAGAAUUAUUCAUUUUGAAAGGCGUACCUGGAGAGAACUAUUAGGAAUUUUGCACAAAAGAUAAUUUGUUGUUGAUUAACUUAAUAUCCAUAAAAUCAAUGAUGUUUAAUAUGAACUUAAAUAUUAUAUAUAA